This is a messenger RNA of Seriola aureovittata, 558 nucleotides long. RefSeq lists its product as uncharacterized. The record is from RefSeq and is a predicted model, not a curated record. The transcript is spliced from 3 exons. NCBI's taxonomy places the organism in Eukaryota, Metazoa, Chordata, Actinopteri, Carangiformes, Carangidae. Bases 12 to 461 code for a protein of 149 amino acids.
CACUGAAUGGGAUGGAGAAUCUUCUUAGUCAUCAAUACUUUAAAUCAGAGAACAAGACGGAGAUGUACUCGGAUGUUUUCACUGUAAUAUUACCGUCAGUACACAACACAAACAUCACUGAGCCUGUCAACUUUACCAUCCAACAUAAGCAGAAAGUACCUGAAGCUGGAAUAAUGACUUGUGUGUUCUGGGAAGACAAACGCAAGAACAAAGAAGAACAACAGAAGGAUAAUGGAGGGAAAGAGGGGGAAGCGCUGCGUUGGUCUGUAGAGGGCUGUUGGGUUGCAUACUCUGAUGAAAACUACAGUGUGCAGCUGCUCUCACCUCUCUACCUUUGCCCUCAUCAUGCAGAUUGGGGAGCCUCCACCAGAGGAACCUUUCUUAGAGUGGCUGAACCGGGUGUGUGUGAUUAUCGGACUAUUCUUCUUUGCACUGGCCAUCCUCACCUUCCUCCUGUGUAGCUGGAACCCCAAGAUCAACAACACGGCCCGUCUUCACCUCUGUAUCAGCCUGGCCUUGUCUCAUCUACUGCUGCUGUGGAAUGACAGAUAUGUUGAA